Alternaria burnsii is the source of this 1797-nucleotide messenger RNA. RefSeq names its product mfs general substrate transporter. The coding region runs from base 1 to 1797 and encodes 598 amino acids. NCBI's taxonomy places the organism in Eukaryota, Fungi, Ascomycota, Dothideomycetes, Pleosporales, Pleosporaceae. Gene Ontology annotation, molecular function: transmembrane transporter activity. The record is from RefSeq and is a predicted model, not a curated record. Gene Ontology annotation, cellular component: membrane. Gene Ontology annotation, biological process: transmembrane transport. The transcript is spliced from 2 exons.
AUGGCCACAAAGGGGGAGAACGAGUCCUCGGCGGCAUAUAUCGAAGCGCUCGACGACAGCACGAACACAUCUGAUCAAGACGACCGCUUCUCCAGCAAUGACGCCAACGAGCAAAUCGUCCGUCAUUUACAGACCACCGGCGAAGAUGUGGGCUUGACUUUUCGCACAUUGAUGGCCGCUGUAUCAAUGGCUAUGUGCUACAACGCCUAUUUAUUCACUCUCCUCAUCCCGCCAGCCAUCCUUACGUACAUCAAUGCCGAACUUGGUCCAGAUCCCAGAUAUACAUGGAUUACGAUAUCAUGGAACCUCGGCGGCGCCAUGUUCGUCACCGUCGGUGGAAGACUCUCCGAUAUAUUCGGUCGACGAUGGUUUUUCAUUGCGGGAGCUGUGAUUCUUAUCAUUGGCAGCAUUGUUUCGGCAACGGGACAAAGCAUCAACCAAAUGAUCGCCGGUGGUGCUUUGUUCGGCUGCGGUUCCGGAUUCCUGGAGAUGGCAUUUGGUGCGGUCCAAGAGAUUGUACCGAGCAAAUAUCGACAUGUUACCAUCGGGUUAUUCGACGCUGCUUCGAUCAUAUCACAAAUCAUGCCGUUAGUCAGCUGGGUCAUCAUCAAGCAGACGGGUAAUUGGCGCAUCUGCUACUACGUCAUGAUAGGUUUCCAGACCAUCAAUCUUGCCCUACUCGUUUUCUUCUACCAUCCGCCGUCAUGGAAAGAGAAGAGGGCUGAACACGGAAAGUCGGCUGGACAGCUUUUGCGAGAGUUUGACUGGUUGGGAUUGUUUCUGUUCCUGGCUGGCUGUACCUUAUUUAUCGUUGGCGUUAGCUGGGGGGGAACAAUGGCUCCGUGGGUUUCUGCGACGGUUCUCGCACCCAUCAUCAUUGGACUGGUGACGUUGAUCGGAUUGGGAUUCUAUGAAGCCUACCAUACCCAAGCCGCGCCCUUGUUUCCGCCACGUCUAUUCAGAGCCCUCCGUCACUUUACUGUUCCAAUGCUCGUCAUGGCCAUAGGCGGAAUGCAAUACUACUCCAACGCAACGCUCUGGCCUCGCCUUUCCCAGCUCAUCUACGCUAGCGACGAAAUCUCCAAAGGCCUGUACGCUGAGGUCCUACCUUUAGGAACCAUCAUCGGCGGCAUCAUUGUAGCUUUCAGCAAGAUUAUCGGUCAUCAGCGUUGGGUCAUCAUGUUCGCCGUCGCUUUACAAACAGCCUGUGUAGGCGCCAUGUCCACCUCCACAAUGGACAAUCCCGCCAAGUCAAUCGUCCUGACAGUCAUCAUUUCGACAUGUACCUCUGUCAAUCUUCUCAACGGCAUGGUCCUGGUAGGUUUCGGUAUUGUGUAUCAAGAAGACAUCGGCACUGCUGCAGGUCUGGCAGGAACUUCUCGUCUCCUCGCUGGCGCGGUGGCCACUGCCAUCUUCGGGAAUGUCACGAAUAACAAAUAUGCGGAUGCUCUACCUGAACGCGUUCGUGCUAAUCUCGCUUCGUUUGAUCUUCCGGCGGACGUCAUCACCAAAUUGAUUGUCGCUGCGAAGGCGAACACUGCGGCUGGGUACGCGACUAUUCCUGGUAUCACCCCUGCUAUUCGUGCUGCCGCGAGCUUAGGAAACAAGCAAGCGUAUCUUGAGGGUGCACACUUGUCGUAUCUGGUAGCACUGGCGUUUGGACUACUGGGUGUGGUGGCCGCGUUCUUCAUUCCGUCCGUGGAUAAGAGGAAAUACACCAACAAGACUGUUGCGGUGCAGAAACAAGAUAAAAGGGUUUUGCAGGAGAAGAAGAUUGCAGAAACUGGAGGUCCAUGA